GUGGGAGGUUACAACUCGAUUUGAACACACACACAAACACACACACAUGCACAGACAGAGAGCGCCAUUUGGAAAGACAUUUUGGCGUGCACGAAACUCUUAUCAAGAGGAGUUUCAGUGAAUGAUAAUUUAACUAUAAAUAAAAGUCUCUAGCGUCCUUCUGUCAGUUUACAUCACGUGACACAGUUGGCAACGCGCCGAUGCUCUUCUGUGGGAUCAGACCAGACGGACGAGCCUUCACUCCCCAUGCGCAUCAGUGAGCCUUGGGCGCCCAUGACCCUGUCGCUAGUUCACCGGUCGUCCUUCCUUGGACCACUUUGGUAAUGAUUAGCCAGAGUGUGAGCAGUACAUGAGCUUAAACACCUGCUGAGUCACUCUUGGGAAGAAACUCGAGUGAGAGGAGACUGCCAUGGCUCACAGGCUGUUUGAGGAGAAACACCAUGCGUCAAUUUACCAAAAGUAUCGCAUAAUUCCACCUGAGAGGGUUACAGAGCUCAUUCUGGAGUACCUGAACAAAAAGAAAGGACCUCCUCAUGAGCUUGCUGUGGACCUGGGCUGUGGGACAGGACAGAACACUCGUCUGCUGGCCCCUCACUUCCAGAAAGUGGUGGGCAUUGAUGUCAGUGAGUGCCAAGUGGAGGAAGCGAGGGCAGUGCCAGGGUUUGCCAAUGUCACCUAUAGGUCAGGUCCAGCUGAGGAGCUGCCGUUUCCUGAUGGCUCUGUGGAUUUACUGACUGCAGCAUCUGCAGCUCACUGGUUUGAUACUAAGCGUUUCCUGAAGGAGGCAGCACGUGUAUUGAAGCCUCAUGGCUGUAUUGCUCUUCUGGGCUACACUGAUGAGUUCAGUCUACAUUACAGCUCCUGUGGUGACAAACUGAACAACAUCUGUGCAGAGGUGAAGAAGGUUAUCAAACCUUAUGCUAGUCCUCCGGUGGUGGUAGCCAACAGUAGACUGCAGGCUUUAUUUGAAGCUAUACCCUUCACUGACAAAGAAAGGAUUGAAAGAAUUCCACUGAAGAUGGAGAUGACGGUUGCAGGCGCAGUAGGCUUUGUGGAGUCUUUCUCUUAUUGUCAGACCUACUUUAAGACAGAUCCCCAAGCUGCAGCUGCUCUUUUACAGUCAAUGAUGACACGGCUUCUAGAGGAAAUGGGUGUCUCAUCACCUGACACUAAGUUAGAGUUCACAACAGACUUCUACUGUGUGCUGGCAUGUAAACCACAAUGAAGAGAACCACUCUGAUUUGAAGGAGGACUUGCAUGACGGUCAUGGCAUUAUAUAUUUCAUGCAUAUUUGCCAUUUGUUAUCACAUUUGUGCACUAUUAAAUUAAUCUGCCAUUAGUAGACUAUGUUAAUAACUAUGUUAAGACAUAGUAAACUGUGUCUAGAAGUAUAGUCAAACUAUAAAAGCUAAUAAAACGUUAAUUUUA
Messenger RNA from Pangasianodon hypophthalmus (striped catfish), 1428 nucleotides. RefSeq lists its product as uncharacterized. NCBI's taxonomy places the organism in Eukaryota, Metazoa, Chordata, Actinopteri, Siluriformes, Pangasiidae. Bases 410 to 1225 code for a protein of 271 amino acids. Gene Ontology annotation, molecular function: S-adenosylmethionine-dependent methyltransferase activity. The record is from RefSeq and is a predicted model, not a curated record. The transcript has 8 exons.